This is a messenger RNA of Rhopilema esculentum, 1480 nucleotides long. RefSeq names its product tetraspanin-33. The record is from RefSeq and is a predicted model, not a curated record. Gene Ontology annotation, cellular component: plasma membrane. Lineage: Eukaryota; Metazoa; Cnidaria; Scyphozoa; Rhizostomeae; Rhizostomatidae.
AAUACGCUGCAUUAAACGUAACAGGAAAGAAACCUGACAACUUUGUGCCAAGAAGAAACUGCAAAAAUUGCAGUACGCUUUUUCAGUAGAUAUAUGAAAUACAAAAUUGCAGAUUUGUUUCAAUAUAACUUCGAAUAACGUGUUUCAACAGUCUCUUCGAAGUUAUUUGGAUCCUGGGAACGUAAGCUAGGCUCGGAAUGGCCGGUCAAGAUUCUUCAGCAGUCAGUACUUGUUCAAAGUACACUUUGUUUUUUCUGAACAUCCUCUUUUGGCUGAUUGGUCUAGCACUACUUGCUGUUGGCAUAUAUGUUAAGUCCUUGAAAGAGCUUGGGUCAGUUUUCAAGAGCACUGUCCCAUGGUACUUUGAUCCAUCUAUUUAUUUCAUAAUCAUUGGAGCUGCCAUCUUUAUCAUUGCAUUCUUGGGGUGUAUUGGAGCCUUAAGGGAAAACAUCUGCAUGCUGAAAACUUUUGAAUACAUAAUCUAUCUACUGAUGCUGCUUGAACUUGGUGGGGCACUUGGACUUUAUUUUGCAAAGGACAAGGCAAAGGGUGUUGUCAAGGAUGCAUUGAAAAAAACAAUUCCAAAUUACCGAGACGACAUUGAUCUUCAAAGCAUCAUUGAUUACUUCCAGGAAAAUGUGAAAUGUUGCGGCAUAGAUACCUAUGAUGACUGGGAAAGCAAUAUUUACUUCAAUUGUUCCUCCCCCGGAGCGGAAGCUUGCGGUGUUCCAUACUCUUGUUGUAAAAACUUCCAAGUGGAGCAAAACACACAGUGCGGCUACAAAAUGCGCUGUAUCAAACAGAACUCGCAGUGUCCUUCGGCCCAUGAAAGAAGAAACAAAAUCUAUACUACUGGAUGUGUUGAUGCGACUAUUGAUCUCUUUCUUUCAAAGAAUAACCUUUACUAUUUCAUUGGUGCUGGUGCGGGACUCAUUGUUUUGCAACUUGUAACAACUGGCCUGGCUCAUUCGUUGAUCAAUGGAGUCAGAACUCAACUGAUGAAGCAACAGAGAGAAGCAAAAAGAGUGCAUGGAUUUGACAAUACAGCAUUUAACCGUUGAAUGAAGAGGCCAUUGCCAGUUGAUUCUGGUCGUUUUCGUACAAGUGUCCUGCUGUUUAUAUUGCUCUAGCAUUUAGCUGGACUUUCGAUUUUGUAAAAAGGACUUCAUUUGAAUUAAGGUAUGUUUAUAUACAGUUUUGAGCCAACAUUUAGCUUCUCUUCAGAGAAUCAACAACUCGGCGAAGAAAUAUUUUGACAAAGGAAGAUGUUUUAAGGUCUGAGAAGGAUUUUUCGUGUGGUUUUUUAAAUCGAUGAUGAUAUCUGAAUGUAAAUGUUUAGUCUCUUGACAAAACUGGUUCUAUUUGCAAAUAGUUUCCUACGUAAAAAUAUAAUGUCCAAUUAUCUCCAAUUAAUCACUUAAUUUAUGUUUUUUAAGUAUCUGUGAUGAUAUAAUAUCACCUAUUAGAUAAGCACAUAAAA